CGGAACGGGGAAAACGGAGAGCGGACAGCAGUGGGCGGCUUCUUUGUUUCAAAAAUAUCGGAAGCCCGCCGAAAUCUCGCCGGGGUAUCGCCGGCAUUCCGAUUCUCCGGCCCGAUCGGCCUAUAUCUUCGCUUCUCUCGAGCUCGCUUUCUACUUUAAUUUAGACAUAAACAGAAAGAGAGCGAGGGUUUCUUCUUUUUUCCUCUUCGCCUCUUGAAGCGAAGAAGGCAAGGAGAGAUCGCUGCAAACGUCUCUUUCGAGGAUUUCUUGCAGCGAUUCGUGCUGUUGGGGUUGAAGAAGCAAUCGAGAGAACUUGAAAAAAAAAACCCAAAAGAAUUGGGCAAUCGAUUCCAUCACAUCCAAAAGAAAUCGAGUUAGAAAAGGCCUCGAGGUAGAUUCGGGAGAGCAUUGUGGUUGCUGGAGAGAUGCUGACCUGCAUCGCUUGUUCCAAGCACGAGAUUGAAGAUGGGGCUGAAGACACCGCGCGUGCUGGGACCCCAAGUACCAAAGACGCCGUCAAAAGCCUGACCUCCCAGAUAAAGGACAUGGUGUUGAAGUUCUCUGGCUCGAACCGGCAUUGUAAAGGUGGCAGCUCGUCUCACCGGAGCAAGAGCUUCCACCACCCCCGCCACCAUCACAGUGGUGGCGCCAGCAGCUCAUUCCCACUCAUCGACGAUGACGCGGCCUCUGACGGUGGAGGUGGUGGCCACUACGCCUUCCUGCAGGCUGCGAGCUCAAGCUCAACCCCGGCGUGGGACUUCACGAGUAUUGCCGGUGACAGGGAUGAUGACAGGUUCAAGUCCCACAAGUGGAUGCCGGGAGUUGGGGUGGUGGCAGCAGCGGAGGAGGUGGUGCUGGAGGAGGACAACGGCGAGCCCAAGGAGUGGGUGGCUCAGGUUGAGCCCGGCGUCCACAUCACCUUUGUUUCUCUCCCUGGCUGUGCCGGCAACGACCUCAAGCGCAUCCGUUUCAGUCGGGAGAUGUUUAACAAGUGGCAAGCACAGAGGUGGUGGGGAGAGAACUAUGAUAGGAUCCUGGAGCUUUACAACGUGCAGAGGUUUAGCCGCCAGGCACUCCCAACUCCGCUGAGGUCUGAUGAUGGCGGGGGAGAAGCAUUCUAUUCGCGUGUGGGGUCGACAAGGGAGAGCCCCGUCACCCCUCCUCCAGGCAAAGAGCGGCUCUCUCGAAGCACAUACAGAUCUCAUUCGGCUGCCACCGGUAAAGGAACGUACUAUCCGACGGUGCCUGACCCUUCAGAGCAUACUUUCCCUCAUCACCUCAAUCCUUUUGCUGCUGCUGCUGGAGCUGGAGCUGUGAGGACUUCGGGUAUCAAGUGCGGAGAGGCCUCUGCGGUCGAGGCAACAAGAACAACUACAUCCUCCAGGGACGAGGCCUCUAUCUCCCUCAGCAAUGCCGGUGAUCUGGAGGCGACUGAGUGGGUGGAGCAGGAUGAGCCUGGGGUUUUCAUCACCAUCCGAGAGCUGGCUGACGGGACACGUGAGCUUCGUCGGGUUCGAUUCAGCCGAGAAAAGUUUGGGGAGGUGCACGCCAAGCUGUGGUGGGAGGAGAACAGAGAGAGGAUACAGGUUCAGUACCUUUGAAAGCCAUCCUGAAGUCUCUCGGGUAUGAAGCCUGUUCCUAAGAAUAUAAUACACAAAUUAGAAAUAGAUAGGAAGAUAAGUUAAAUAUGGAGAUAUUUUACCCUUUGGCCUCACUGUAGCAUGGUUGCUCAUUACUGAUCUUCUGUGUAACACUUUGUGGGAUUUUCUCACUUUGUUCCUAUCCAUAUUUAGGCUGUAUUUAGUUUGUUAUUAUGUGUUUCCUUUAUUCGCACUUGACCCGACCGAAAACCUCCAGUCAAUACAUUCUAUACGCCGAGGGUAUCGUGGCGAACGCAUUUGAAGGCCAUUGUGCUCACAGACUAUAUUCCAUGUAUCCAUAGUGCUGUAGCUUGUAUACUCCCUAACAUGAUCUAGAGGCUAACAUAGCAAGCUUUGCGGCAUAAGCUUACCUAACAGGAACAACCCCCAAGUCGUUUUAGCUUCAAAGUUUUGCAUGGCAUGAGCACCGACCGAUCUUUUGCACUUAAUGCGCGAUUUGCACCGCAAAGUACUGUACAUCACUCGAUGGCCGCCAAUGAAAAAUGGAUAGUUAUCCAACAAGACAGCCUUAUAUGCCAUACAUGGCGCAUCGCUGUUGAUAGCUAUCCAUCUCUUGAUGGCAACCAUUAAGCCGUGUACAACACUCUAUAAUGCAUACUGCACUGCGCACUACAAAGUAUCCUAGAUCAAUAUGGCAAAAAUUGAUUGUACUUACCCUGCAUGGGCUACGUUUGUCUUCUAAGGUUGACUUUUAGCUUUUAGUUGAAAUUCAGAUCCAAUUAUUUUCCUGAAUUUUCAAGUCGGACACAAGUCAAGGCUUUGAUCCAAUAGUUGAUGAAAUUUUACAUGUUGCUUCUGAUUUUGAGAGUGAAAAACUAGGUUUUCUAAGUUUUUCAAAAUAUUUUUAUUUUGAUUUUUCCUCUUCUAUUCAAAAAGCAAUUUUAAAAGUAUAAGUUGAACACAUCCUUAUAUAAGGUGGUUGUAUUGUAAGUGAAGCAUAUGGAUUGUGUCAUGAUAUAGCUAGGAAAAAGGAGAGAGGAGAAGAAAGAAGCUUCAUAUUCAUUGGAUGUAUUGUGGCUCAAAAUCUGACCUGACGGAUGGAUGAGCGAGGUUAGUCUACUUAGUUAGGUUGGAGGAGCAUUGUACGGUGCUGGAGCUGAUCUACAAAUACAGAAAAUGAUGAGGGGGUCAUAGGAACGUAUCCAGUCGGAGACCCUCUGGUGCUUAAGCUAGACAGAGUUUUAGGAGAAAAUGAGAUAGAUGAAAGAGAGAUUGAAGUUAGAGAACGGACCUCAAGGUGAAGAUCUUUCCGACUUCUCGGUCCAUUCCUCCCGAGGCGCCGACACCUCCCUCGCACCCAGCUUCUGAGAAGGAGGUCCACCACCCUAAUUAGACCUUGAAAUCUUCAGCCUCAGCUCUAACAAAUCCAAUGUGGCCCUUGCUUAAGGGGAUCGUCGUCUCACCGAUUGGAAGAGGUUGGAAGAUAUGAACAUGGGGAGCCUUUUCGAUGGAGUUUUUCGAGUUGUUGCCGAGAGUGUUGUCUGCAUUAUGCUCAUUCAUGAGCAGUAUUACCAGCUUCGGCGCAUGCUCAAGAGAUGGAGCACGAGUGGAACGAGGUGAAGAAGUGAAUGGACGAGCUAGAGGCAUAGUUGAAGCAGUUGUCGUGCUGAAGGGCUUGCAGACCCAAUGCAAGGCGGCUCGAUUUCGAGCUGUCGAGACUAAGGAGCAGUUGGCGGUCGAGUAGCGAGUGGCUUCUGCUGAAGAGCGAGUCCUCCAAGCUGUGGAGGUAUAUAAGGCCUCCCAAGAUUUUUAGAAAAAGUUUGCUUCAGCUUCCGUCGAUUCCUGCCUGCACGACUUACAAUUGCCAGUGUCGAGAGGUGAGGCACUUUCCCAAGUUUGACUUUAGUUGUGUUGCCCUGCCUGAGGAUGAUAAGGUGAAGGAAGCCGAGGAGCAAGAAAGAAACAAGCCUGAGGCUGUAGAACGGGAGGAGGGUAACACUGAGCAGGUGCAUUGGGGCGAAGAUGCUGCUGAUCCCACUGCACCUAUUGCCAACCUUCCUUAGGUGGCCAAGGUCCCCCCACCAAGUCCUAAGCAAUAGGUUUUGGUGUACAUCUUCUUUUGCUUGUUGGCACUGCCAUAGAGGUGUAGAGCGAGGCCAAGCAUAGCUUCUUGAGAUUGGUGACCCCUGGUGAGCUUGACCUUCUUCAAGGACAUUGACCUCGUAGGAUCUAGUGUAGUUGGAUCUCCCCAUACUUGUAUGGCUUGGCUACCGAGCUACUUCUGCCCUGUAAUUUUCAAUCAUUGAUGAAAGUACUUUUGUUCA
Molecule: messenger RNA, 3925 nt
Organism: Phoenix dactylifera (date palm)
Lineage: Eukaryota; Viridiplantae; Streptophyta; Magnoliopsida; Arecales; Arecaceae
Source: RefSeq, a predicted model, not a curated record